AUGGAAGAGAUAAGUGUGGUAAGAGAUUUUUCUGAUGUCUUUUCGGAAGACCUCACACGGUUACCACCGGAUCGAGAGACAGAAUUUAUGAUUGAUCUGAUACCCGGUGGUGCUCUAGUAUCCAAGGCAUCGUACAGAAUGGCCCCAUCAGAACUAAAAGAACUUCAGGGACAGCUUAAUGACCUAUUAAAGAAAGUUUACUCUAAGAGAGAAGAAGAGCACGCUGACCAUCUUCGAUUUGAACUUCAGCGCUUGAGAGAAAAGCAGUUAUAUGCUAAGUUUAGCAAGUGUGGAUUCUGGCUUCAACAAGUGGCUUUUCUAGGCCAUUUGGUUUCUACGAAGGGUAUUGAAGUUGACCCAGGCAAGGUACAAUCGGUAGUUGACUGGGAGACACCUAAGAAUGUAGCAGACAUUCGUAGUUUUCUCGGCUUGGCCGGUUACUAUAGGAGAUUCAUCAAAAACUUUUCAAAAAUCUCUGCUCCUAUGACUCGAUUGACCCAAAAGGGAGUAAAAUUCGAGUGGUCGGACGAAUAUGAAAAGAAUUUCCAGGACCUGAAGCAACGGUUGAUUUCGGCUUCGGUGCUUACAAUACCAAAUGGUACUGGGGGAAUGGUAGUCUACUGUGAUGCGUCGAAGAUGGGACUUGGGUGUGUGUUAAUGCAAGGUGAUAAAGUGGUGGCCUAA
Molecule: messenger RNA, 684 nt
Organism: Telopea speciosissima
Lineage: Eukaryota; Viridiplantae; Streptophyta; Magnoliopsida; Proteales; Proteaceae
Exons: 2
Coding region: 1-684 (227 amino acids)
Source: RefSeq, a predicted model, not a curated record